Molecule: messenger RNA, 1065 nt
Organism: Quercus robur (English oak)
Lineage: Eukaryota; Viridiplantae; Streptophyta; Magnoliopsida; Fagales; Fagaceae
Product: expansin-like B1
Exons: 5
Coding region: 71-844 (257 amino acids)
Cellular component (GO): extracellular region
Source: RefSeq, a predicted model, not a curated record
AGCCUCUUUGGCUUCAUGCACUACCACCUUGUCUUUUGUGCUUUCGUCCUUCUAUCCUUUUUAUUCCAUAAUGGCUCUCUCUCUAUGGUCUCCUCUGUCCCUUGUUGCAACUUUGCUUCUCAUGCUAACGCUAGCAGGAGCUCAAACAAGUAGCGACCCUUUCAUUCAUUCUCGGGCAGCUUAUUACCCAAAUUCUGAUGAACAAGGAACAGAUAGAGGAGCAUGUGGGUUUGGUUCCUUUGGAGCUACAAUUAAUGGCGGGGAUGUAUCAGCUGCAUCUGACCUCUAUAGAAAUGGUGUUGGCUGUGGCGCUUGCUACCAGGUGAAAUGCACAAACAUGGCCUACUGCUCAGACAAAGGAGUAACCGUAGUUAUAACGGAUUCAGGCUCAAGUGACCGCACUGACUUCAUUUUGAGCAGACGAGCCUUUGGCCGAAUGGCACAAACUACUGAUGCAGCUGCUUCUCUGUUUUCCCUUGGUGUGGUUGAUAUUGAUUACAGACGUGUCUCAUGCAGCUACCCGAACAAAAACAUAACAAUCAAGAUAGAUGAGAACAGUAACUAUCCUAAUUACUUGGCUUUUGUCAUAUGGUAUCAACAAGGCAGGAAAGAUAUCACUGCUGUGCAGCUUUGUGAGACUCAAAAUUUUGGGUGCAAGCUAUUGGAUCGUAGUUAUGGAGCAGUGUGGACCACAACCUCACCCCCAAGCGGACCUUUGUCUCUAAGAAUGUUGUUCAGUGGCGCUGAUGAAGAUGAUCAGUCAUGGGUUGUUCCUAUUAAUAACAUACCUCAAGACUGGAAAGCUGGAGAUACAUAUGACACAGGAGUACAAGUGAACUCAUAGACAAGCUAGAUUUUAUUAUUCUAUUGUCAUAUUUAUUCCACAGCAAUGAUUACCCACUAUAUUCUCCUAUGUAGUUCAUUUGAUUUGUUGCUGUUUUUUUUACUCUUUGCUUUUUAUUUCUUCAGAGAUGGAAAUAGUCUUUAAUAAGAGAGUUAGGAAAACUUCUCAUUCCUGAAUGUAAUCAUUGUAUCAUUGACUAAUAAAAUUCCCCGUUGUCCUGA